This is a messenger RNA of Pygocentrus nattereri (red-bellied piranha), 834 nucleotides long. It is a transcript of the gene hmgb1a, whose product is annotated as high mobility group box 1a. The coding region runs from base 117 to 731 and encodes 204 amino acids. The transcript is spliced from 5 exons. NCBI's taxonomy places the organism in Eukaryota, Metazoa, Chordata, Actinopteri, Characiformes, Serrasalmidae. Gene Ontology annotation, molecular function: DNA binding, bending. Gene Ontology annotation, cellular component: nucleus. The record is from RefSeq and is a predicted model, not a curated record. Gene Ontology annotation, biological process: regulation of transcription by RNA polymerase II.
CUGAGAGUAAUGUUACAGAGCCGAGAGCAGAGUGAGAAGACUGCGUAUCGCUAUUACCUCCACACAGCCAUUGCAGUGCAUUGAGAAUCAGCGCCAGCCUUUGGGACAUCUUCAAGAUGGGGAAGGACCCAGCAAAACCAAGAGGAAAAAUGUCCUCUUAUGCCUAUUUUGUCCAGACCUGCAGAGAGGAACACAAGAAGAAACACCCUGACACGUCGGUUAAUUUCUCAGAGUUCUCUAAAAAGUGCUCUGAGCGAUGGAAGACCAUGUCAGCCAAGGAAAAGGGCAAGUUUGAGGAGAUGGCCAGACUUGACAAGGCACGUUAUGAGAGGGAGAUGAAGAACUAUGUUCCUCCCAAAGGCGAGAAGAAGAAGAGGUUUAAGGACCCCAAUGCCCCAAAGAGACCCCCGUCGGCCUUUUUCAUUUUUUGUUCGGAAUAUCGGCCCAAGGUGAAGGAGGAGACCCCGGGUCUGUCUAUUGGAGAUGUGGCCAAGAAGCUUGGAGAGAUGUGGAAUAAGACCUCUGCUGAAGAGAAGCAGCCUUAUGAGAAGAAAGCAGCCAAGCUGAAGGAGAAAUAUGAGAAGGAUAUUGCAGCAUACCGAAAGGGAAAAGUUGUGGGGGGUGCUGCAAAAGCCCCAACCAAGCCAGACAAAGCCGAUGAUGAUGACGAUGACGAUGAUGACGAGGAAGAUGAUGAUGAUGAUGAUGAAGAUGAGGAGGAUGAUGAGUAAAAAUUGGUUACAAAGUAGAGCUUAGCUUCUUGUUUAUAAAGCAUUUAACCCCCCUGUACACACUUAUCUGAGGCCAUAAAAUGGGUAAAUAAGGAAAACUAAA